Hyaloscypha bicolor E is the source of this 2071-nucleotide messenger RNA. RefSeq lists its product as uncharacterized. The transcript has a single exon. Bases 1 to 1656 code for a protein of 551 amino acids. Lineage: Eukaryota; Fungi; Ascomycota; Leotiomycetes; Helotiales; Hyaloscyphaceae. The record is from RefSeq and is a predicted model, not a curated record.
AUGCCUCCACUUGGAUGGAAGAAGGGUCUGAAACGAUCAAGCAAGAGCAAUUCCCAUCAUGACGCGGAUAUUGAUAAUUUUGAGUUUGGAGGAUCUUCACGCGCCAAGUUCGUCACGAAGAAGAGGAAGCAAAAGAAGAAAAGCCAUGGAACCAAAGAACAGAUGUCAAAACAGCCGACAGUUGAAGACGCGCCCGAUACAUCCAGUGAGGGAGAGGACGAACUUCAGUCAGAAGUAAGACAAGUACGAAAAGCCUCGAAAAGCAAGAAGAAUCAUGCAGCAGAGGUUUUGAAGAUAAUCGAAGCUGCAGCAAAAGCACUCGCUGCCAUUGGCGGCCGUGAAGAAAUCGAAGCUUUUCUUCAGGCCAAUGGUAUUGAAGAAGAUGAUGCCAUUGGAAGUAUUCGAAAUCACUGCGCAGCAAUUAUCAGACUCCUCCCGGAGGCAAAGUCUUGCACCGACUUGCCUGCCGAAGACGUACCAAGCACGAUUGAAUUGUACGAUCAGUCGUUCGUUUAUCGGGCUUCUUCAAGUCUUCUUUAUUUACUUCGUCCAACGGAAGUUUUCAAAGGAAACCAAAAUUAUGCCAGGCAGAAAGUCUUCGGCUUCGUCAGAUCCAAAGGUUCUCCUGAUCCCGAGAUGUGCGCGUUUCCUGGGUGGACUGUCUGCGCCGAAAAGCACCAAAAACUCCUUGAUCCGGAUAUUUGGACGACGGUUGUGAAAGAGUUUGUAACUUUCCACAACCACGAUUUCAAAGUUUCACCAUUUGACAAAUAUCACGGACGCGAAGGAGGUGAUACAUAUGCAGCGCAUGUUGAGCCAAAAUUAAUGUUGUGGUUUGCCAUCGACAUCCUGCAAAAGCAGACUGGAAAGGUCCGGCCUCCGUCAAAACAGAGAGGUGAUCUCUGGAUGUUGAAGGAUGUUGCCCGGAAACCAAUUGAGGCCGAGAUCGUCAUUAGCCGUCCUCCUUGCCGACAAUGCCUGAUGUUUCAGGAAUUCAUGGAGCGGUACACACCUAUAAAAUUCUACUUCAUCAUAUGCAAAAACCUAGGUGAAGUCCAGUUUACCAAAGGCAAGUACGGGCAGGUGUCACUGCCUCUAUUCGCUGAUGAGAUCGAAGAUCCGGAUGCAGAGCCUGAGCCGCAGAUGCUGAAGAGGACAGAAAGCAAAAAGCGAAGCAACAUGGCAGUCGUCAUCAGAGAGAAACCAUAUACCCGCCCUGCUUCGUCUACUUCGGCUGCUCCGCUUGCUUCACCACACGUUGCAGAAAGAAGACAAACCUCACCCUCCGAGGUAUCAUUCUCGACAACAAUGACAACCCGAGACCACUCCAGCUCGAGGGUGUCAACGAGAGUAACGGUUUCACAAGCAACCCAGUACUAUCCAAGCCCAAAAGGCUGCGAGAAAAAGAAGCGAAGAGAACGAAACUACUUCGGUGACUCCGACGAAGACGAGUGGACCCCACCUGCACGUUCAGGAUCUGGAAAAGAAGACAUAUUCACGCCAGCCAAGAAUGCUACAAGAACUCCCAUCUUCACUCCCGCAUUCACUCCCGAUGCUUUGAAGCGAGCCGUCAACCUGAAUGACAACAGAAAGCGUUCGAGAGAAUUGGACAGUUUUCAAACUCCUUCGAAGAAAAGCCGGGUGAACAGAUAUUGAGGUUCCUUAGAGUUAUGAGUUGAAAAGUCAGCAGGACUGGAGAGAACCCAUUGAAGCAGGCCUUCGUGUGUUGAAGUUGUUGACCUGUUUCUGGAACGAUGAAAUGCGUAUGCUGAGGAGAGGAUGAAAAACGCAAUGGAUUUGCGAGACCAAAAGGGGCGAAGAUGCGUUUGUUUUCGAAAUUUCCUUUCCUUUCCUGGAAAGUUUUCUCGUCGAGAUGGAGCUUAGACAGCGGGACUGUAGGAUGCCCAGGUCUCAAAUUUGAGGAUAGUUGAUGGGCGCCAGCUGUGAAUUGGAGAUCAACUAUGGUCUUUCAUGUUUCGGCAUUGAAGGCAUCGCAAUGGAAUGACACCGUUGCAUCGAAAUUAAAAAGCUUUAAAAACUUUUAUGAUAUUGAAACCGAAUGAUAUUCUGC